AUGGUCUUCUCACCGUCUUCACCGAUUUCUCCAGGUUAUCUUAACCCAUUCCGUAAACAAAUGGACAAGUUGAAGAGCUCUCCACCUCCGUCACCAACACAAUUGUCACCAUCAUGGUGUCUUUGGUUGGUUUCUGCCCUACAGGGCCAUGAACUCACCAGUGAUGUGAGACGUCAGCUUGCUGAUGAUAUUGAACAAAUGGGUUACGUCGAGCAAGAAGAUCUCAUUGAAUUUCUUGAGACAGGAGCUGCUCCAUCCACACUCGAAAACAACGCCUGUAAACAAUUCCUUUGUAAUACUACAGAACUCUAUUCAGCACUCGAUUCCAAAGACCCUGAGACAGGAGCUGCUCCAUCUACACUCGAAAACAACGCCUGUAAACAAUUCCUUUGUAAUACUACAGAACUCUAUUCAGCACUCGAUUCCAAAGACCCUGAGAAUUUGGUCGCCCUGUGGGAUCAGCUCUUCCACAACAUUCUCCCAGCGCUACAAAGUGUACUCUACCCCCUACAGCGAACUCGUCCAGGUUUCGACCUCCGUCGAACAAUUCUUACAAUAUUUCGUGACAGAGUACUUAGUAAGAUUCUGCGUGAUGUCCAGAAUCGAAUACCUAUUCUGGAGCCAAUGCUCUAUACAGUACUCUUAGAAACGGAUAGUCAAGAUGAGGAAAGCCGACAGUUUGCCAUUUUGGCAAGCCGGAUAAUGGGCACCAAAAACAGGCGUUCAGCAGUCACAGUCACCCGAAUACGUUCCCGGACGUUGCCUAAUAAACCAUCGAAAAAGGUUACGUGGAGCGAUAUGCGGAAGUCGGCUACAUUCAGCCUUUGA
Molecule: messenger RNA, 828 nt
Organism: Haemonchus placei
Lineage: Eukaryota; Metazoa; Nematoda; Chromadorea; Rhabditida; Trichostrongylidae
Source: the annotation of a GenBank genome assembly